AUGUCCCUAUCCAGUUCGUCGCUACAAAAUGAUCAAGAUUAUGAGUAUGCUGUACAGGAUCUUGAAAAGGAAAAGCAGAUGGUUACUGCUUUGAAACGUUUGUCCAUAGGCCAUAUGAUGCAGUAUGAUCCUGAUCUUCCUCCAAAUACCAGCUUGUCAGAUAUCAAUAGUGGCUCCAUUUUCCCCACUUGUAAUUCAAGUGGCUCUGCUAACCCGGCCCAGGUUUUCGCUGCAACUGGCUCCAUUUUCCCCACUUGUAAUUCAAGUGGCUCUGCUAACCCAGCCCAGGUUCUCGCUGCAACUGGCGUCCUGUUGCAAGGCGACGAAAACGAAGGUGCUGAUGAAGAGAUACCUUACCACACAAUACCCGUCUCAAGAACCUCUCCAAGAAGGCAAAUAACCCACCAUCACCACCAUCCUUCUCGUCAACAUUCAACUUCCUCCAAUGAAAAUCAUCAAACUGCAACAACAAGCAAAUCCCCUAGUCCCAUCAAGAGAAAAAGCCUCUUGAAUGAUAACUCGAGUAUAACCACCGCAGAAAGUCAAGAUCUGUAUUCCGACGCGACAGAUGAUCAAGUUUAUGACUCCUCUAGUGGCUUAAUUUGGGUACCUGCAAAUAUGCACCCGCAGAUUAAUCCGGAAUCUUUUAAAUCGCUAAUUAAGAAUCAGUUUGAGGAGAUUUUGGAUAAAAAGUUGACAAAACAGAAAGUCUUGUCGAGAAGAUCGACAUUGUCACAUAGCACUUUGGACACUACAGAAACAACAACACAAGGAGGAACAGGUGGAGAAGAAGGAGGAGAAGAAGAAGGAGAAGGAGAAGGAGAAGGAGGAGAAGAGGAGGAGGAGGAGGAGGAGGAAGCAUCAUUAUUAGCUGCUGCUGCUACUGCUGCAUCGGGAGCAAGAGAUGGCACAACAGACAUGAAAUCACAUUCACUUGAGCAAAAUGCUGGUGAUGAACUCGAUCAGAAAAGAUUCUCAUUGUCAAAAUCUCUGAACUCAGAGUCGAAUUCACCUCUGAAAGACUCAUCGGCAAAAAGAGAAUCUCAAAAGAGAAUUCUGAACCCAUCGUUGAGAGAAUUAACUUCAGAAUUACAACAAUUGUCGAAAAAGGCUGGAUUGGAUAAAUCAGAUGCAGUCACUGUGGCUAGAACAUUAUCUUCAAACUUACUAGGGUAUACCGAUGUGGAAAAAAUGGCAUUUGAUGAGUUGAAUAGAUCUCCUCCUAAUGAACUGGAUGAGGGAAAUGCCCCCUCGAAUACUUUACAUUUGCAACACCGCUUACAGCAACAGUUUAAACAAUCCUUGUUACGUUCAUAUAAAGAUUCAAUAGAUAAUCUUGAUUUGAGUAUUGGGCCCUUUCCAACCAACACCAAUAAUUCAAGUGAUUUUGCACUAAAAAGGAGUAGGAGAACAGAUUAUCGAAAACGGGACAUGGACUAUUCUCCUGCUAGUGAGUCAAUGGCUACAUCAUUGCCAUCACCAACAUCAUCAUCAUCGGCGUCAGCGCCAUCAUUAUUGCCAUCUAAACACACCAAUAAAAUACUCCCCUUCCCACCAACUCCAACUACCCUGUCAUCACCUUCCUUUCAAAGGAAAUAUAACUCAAGGAAUUCUCAAUUAUUAUUUAAUUAUAGAAAACCUAGUGAUCCUAGUUUAGAAUCACGAAGAAGCUCUUCUAGUAAGGGUAACUUACAGUUCCCAAUUGACCUAUCAGUGGAGAAUAUGCUGACAUCAUUGUCAAAUAGUGGUCCAUACAUGACUGAGUCCCCACUUGUGAAUUUCAAUCGUAUGCCUACUAAGAAAUCCAAAGACUCUCCACCAAUUAAGUCAGAAUUUUUACACAUUAAUAAAGACAGGAAAAAUGCAAAUACAUCAAACUCUUAUGGUGGUGGUGGUGGAAACCAUCGGAGAAAAGAUGAAGAGUCUCGUCGUCACCGACCGACUUCACCUCCACAGCAGUCUAUGUAUGGAUCGGCCUCAGUGCAUAAUCAUAAUUACCAAGAACAAACUCAGCUGUUGCAUAUGUAUCCGGAACAAGGGUUAUAUCAACAAAAAAGCCGUCAUAGUUCAAUGCCAGAUGGAUCAGUACGCUCAAAACAACAACAACAACAACAACAACAACAACAACAACAACAACAACAACAACAACAAUACCAACAAUACCAACAUCAGCACCAGUACCAACAACGCCAGAGCCAACACCAACACCAACACCAACACCAGCAACAACACCAGCAUUCAAAUUACUCACUCUCGCCAAUUUCUCAGACCCCCUCUCAGAGGCACAGAGCAGCAACAAGUAACAAGCUCUCUUCCGCCUCUAACAUUGACACUAACGAUUUUAUGGUUCUGACUCCUACACGAUAUAAGCAACAGAGAUUACAAUACAAAGAAAUAAAUCGAAAUCAAGUACAAAAAGGGUUAAAGGUCAAAGACACAAAUACUUUGAAACAUCCCACUAAAGAGAAACAACAUGGCUAUCCACCAGUGUCCAAUGUCAUGGUCCCGCGCUCACAGCAAUUGCAUCAAAAUUUAGAUUUGUUAAGGUCAGAAAUUAAUGAGUUUAAGGAAAGUUUAAGCAAAAGUGAAGAAAUUAGUGAAAAACAAACAAGUAGGAAACAUAGACAAGCCAAUUAUGACGAUUAUUAUCGUACACGUCCCCCACUUUCCGAUUCUCGUCAUAGCCGUUUUGGUUCUCGUCAUCAUGCCAAUGAAUAUGACAAAGUAGAUGAGCCAAAAAGCCAGCUAAAAUUUGUUGAGCAAGACGAUGUUAUUGGUAAAGGCGUAAGUCACCCUGAGAUCAGUUUUGACUUGAGCUAUCAAGAUUUAUCUACUGAUGAUCCUUUAGGUAUGCAGAAUGAUACAGAAUUGGAGUUUAGAGGUAUGGAGAACAUUAGAACACCAUUCCAAGUUAGGGAAUCGGUAGCUUCUAAGGUCAAGGAUGAAGAUGAAGAUAUUUUUGCAAAUAUCCCUACUGUUGAUGGUGCUUAUUUGGAUACUGUUGAUGAUGAUGACAACAACAACAUCGAGCAAGGAAAACCAAAUCAACAACCAUCUAAUCAAAAUGGAUCAUUCACACCUCAAAAUAAGGAGUUACGUCUCGAUUAUGCCCUUCCGGCAACGCCACUGUUACAAGAAUAUUAUUCUCCGUUUACCGAAUUGGAACAACAACAACAACGACAACAGCAGCAGCAGCAGCAGCAACAACAACAACAACGACAACAACAACAACAGCAACAACAGCAACAACAACAACAACAACAGCAACAACAACAACAGCAACAACAACAGCAGCAGCAGCAGCAGCAGCAACAGCAGCAACAACAACAACAGCAGCAACAAAGUAAAUCCGGCACGGAACGUAAAUAUGGUAAUACUUCAGAUGCUCUGACGGUGAAAACAUCUUCCAAGGCAACCAAGGUCAAUACCAAAUUAUUCAACAAGGCUAGUGUUCAAAUUAUUGAUUCAAAUAAUUACGAGGAGAAAAUGGGUAUUAAACAAGGAAAGAAGAGUGAUGACAACAACAAUAACAAGAAGAAGGAAGAUGAUAGUCAAUCGAUGAAGAAUGUAAGAAAGAAAAAAUCGUUUGGAUUGUUACCAGGUGCAAUUACUGACGAAGAAGCAAAAUUGAAGAAGAAGAAAAGCUGGAAUUGGCUAAGAGAUAGAUCGUCUAGUUUGUCUUCCAUUGAUACUUCGAACCUACCACCCGUUUCCGAAAAUAACAAGGUACCUAUUAGAUCAUUUUCUAGUCCCGAAGUGCGUGACGAGUCAAAAGAAACAUUGUUACUACUGCAAGAACCAAAACAUCGAAAAUCAUCAUCGUCACAUACAGAGAAUGCCGAACUUGCUUCGUUCAAUUCGGAUAAGGAGAAUGUUUUAUCUAAAUUGUUCAAGAAGAAAUCCAAGGCGAAUUUGAAUAACGCCUCAACCACGCAGUCCAUUCACUCACAGGAUAGUAAUAAUAGUAAUGGUAAUAAUAAUAAUAAUAACAAUAACAGUAAUAGUAACCAAAUGGACGGUGUUGCAGUUGAUUAUGAAUCCAACCAUCAUAGUCCCACUAAGCCAUUGAAGAAGAAAACUAGUGGAUUGUUUAAGAAGAGAUCGAAAGUGAAAUUAAAUGAAGUGAAGGAUAAAUUAAAUUCGUUGAAUGUUUUGAAAAAUGAAGGUUUAGCACAAAAGAAGAGGUUGAGUGAAGAAAAAGCUGAAGAACAAAAGAGUCAUACUAUCAAGAAAUCUUUUUUGCAUCAGCAUGGUGCGAACCAAUCACCAUUAGCUAGUGACGAUGUUGAUAGGAUGGAAGUGGUGCAGUCGAAAACUAUGACUCAAGAUCAACCUUUAGAACUGAGCAGCAGCAACAACAACAACAAAUCCAGUAAAUCCAGUAAAUCCGGUAAAUUCAGUAAAGAUGAAAAAGUAAAAGAAUCAAUAAUAUUAGUUGAUGAUAAGGGAAAAGCAGCAGCAGCAGAAGGAGAACGCAAAGACACUGAUGAAAAUGAAGAAGAGGAAGAAGUAGAAGAAGAAGAGGAAAUUAGGAAGAAACUGAUUAUAAAGAAACAUAAACGAAAUCGUCACAACAAUAAAAGAAAAGAAAAAGCAACACCAACAUCAUCAUCAUCUUCUUCUUCAUCAUCAUCAUCAUCUUCAUCAGCGCCCCAAGUUGAUGAUAAUACCAAAACUUCACAAUUAGAGCAAUGCGAAUCCGAACAACAAGCUCCAUUAUCACCUACCAGCAUAGAAAAAGAACACCUUAAUAAACUUGAUAUUCAAGAAAAAAUCAAGAAACAGAUCAAAAGAACGUCAAAAGCCAACCAGCCCAUACAAUUCACUGAUUCAGCAUUUGGUUUCCCCUUGCCACCACCAUCACAAUCCACCAUUGUAAUGUUGGAUUAUAGAUUUCCUGUUCAUGUUGAGCGGGCCAUUUAUCGAUUGAGCCACCUAAAAUUGGCCAACCCCAAGAGAUCACUUCGUGAGCAAGUACUCUUGUCUAACUUUAUGUACGCAUACUUGAAUUUGGUUGACCAUACUUUACAUGUAGAGCACAUGGAAAGUGAGGAUAUGAGUGUUAGUGGCAAGCUCAGUGAUGAUGAAGAUGAAGAUCUUGAACAUGAUGGUGACGACGAUGACAACAACGAGGAAGUUGUUGUUCAAAUUAAGGAAGAUCAGAUGCACUUUAGUGAAAACGAGGUGAUUUUUGAGGAGGAGGAUAUGCUAGUACCAUUAACAACUGAAGAAUAUAAAAAUGAAGGAAGAAAAAGAGGUCCUGUUGCAGAGUACAUUACUGCCGACAAUAUUCAUUACGAGGAGGAAGAUGAGAGGGAUUCGAUAUCCAUUGAAUUGGAUGUGGUUUCUAAUGAAGAUGGUGCAAAUGUAACCAGUAAUGAUAGUAGCCCACAAACUUCCAACUCCGAACGAGAAGUACUUGAUGGUGAUUUGCUUCAAGAUUUGUUAUCUACGGAAGGAAGUUUCUAUUUUACGCCAACAUCGCCAUUGGCAGAAUCCUUGGUAGAGGAGUAUGAGUAUACUACAUUAGAUCCAAAAGCUAGAGGAUUUGAGAUUGAAUUUGGUAGAAACGUGAAUGAUGGUGGUGAAGGUGGUGAAAAUGUAAAUUUGCUUGAUGGUGGUGAAGGUGGUGAGGAUGAAAAUUUGCUUGACGGUUUUUUUGUCCCCGUGCUUCCUGUACUGGUGAGCACUGAAGUUGGGGAAGAAAUUGAAAAAGGUUAUACAUCCCUACAUGGGGGGGUGUACAGUGGUGGAGGGUGCAAGCGCAUCAAGGCUAAAAACGAUAGAGAAUUAGAAGUUAUAGCUGAAAUCAGUUCAUUAUUACAGAUUUUGAUCGAGAUUGAUUUGCAAAUUGUUGACGAAUUGAAAAAACUACUCACUAUCGAGGAACUAGACUGCACACUAUCGAGGAACUAG
Lodderomyces oxycetoniae is the source of this 5916-nucleotide messenger RNA. RefSeq names its product Zds1p (gene ZDS1). The transcript is spliced from 2 exons. Gene Ontology annotation, biological process: positive regulation of G2/M transition of mitotic cell cycle; establishment of cell polarity. Bases 1 to 5916 code for a protein of 1971 amino acids. The record is from RefSeq and is a predicted model, not a curated record. NCBI's taxonomy places the organism in Eukaryota, Fungi, Ascomycota, Pichiomycetes, Serinales, Debaryomycetaceae. Gene Ontology annotation, cellular component: cytoplasm; cell septum.